Molecule: messenger RNA, 426 nt
Organism: Funneliformis caledonium
Lineage: Eukaryota; Fungi; Glomeromycota; Glomeromycetes; Glomerales; Glomeraceae
Source: the annotation of a GenBank genome assembly
AUGUCAAAAAACUAUCGAAAAACUAAAAAAUCCUUUAUAAAAGAUUCUAAUGAACCAUCUGUUACUUCUGAUAGAAUAAGAAAGGUUCAAUGUUAUUGUGUUACAUUUAAAAGUCGAAUCAUUGAAGAUAUACCAACAGUUGAAUCAUCUAGAAAACUAAGCCAGGAUAUAUCGAUAGAUCUUUUAGAAGCUGACAUCUCAAGCGAUAAUGAUCUAGAAAUAGAAUCAAUCUAUCAAGAAGAAACAAUCAAAAGACAAUUCAGAAGGCAAAAAAAGGGUCAGUGUAGCAAUAACGAAAAUCAGGAUAAUAGUGACUUUGAUUUUGUCAAAAAAGAACUGUUUAGUGGGUUUGCUGCGCUAGAAUAUGCAUACAGCGAUGAUGAUCUGAAAGUACCUAUCAUCGAUUUUAACGAAAGUUUUCAUUAG